AGUUAGUAAGCUCGCGUUCGCGGUACUGCAAAGACGUCUACUAUUCGUUCGUUGGACUCCGUUGAUUUCUCAAUUAAAGAGAGAAAGAGAGAAAGAAAAAAAAAAACUAGAGAAGGAAAGAGAGAGAGAGAGAGAGAGAGAGAGAGGGAAAGAAAAAAAAAAGAAAGAAAGAAAGAAAGGUGUUCAACUUAGAGAGAAUAAUAAAUUGGAACUCUGGCGAUCGAGUGAGGUGGACUUUCAAGUGCAAACCACCGUCACCGCCACCGUCAGCAAUACUACUACUACCACCACCACCUUCUUCAUUACCACCACCACUACCACCACCACCACCACCACCAUCACCACCACUAUCACCACUAUCACCACCACCACUAGCACCAUCACCACCACUACCAUCUCCACCUCCACCACUACCACCACCAACAACCCCCCAAGUUGGGUGGUCACUUGCGAGGGUGGCCUCAAACGUCGUCCUUCGUCCUUUCUCAGUCUCCGUCCGUGAGUCGGCUCCGGCCGACUUCUUCGACUCCUUCUUAGUGUCUUUCUCCUUUUUUCUUUCUCUUUCUACCAUUUCUCUCUCUCUCUCUCUCUCUCUUUCUCUUUCUCUCUCUCUUUUUUCUCUCUUUGUCACUUUCCCCUCUUCUCCAUCCGCGCGUUGUUGAUUCGACGGCCAUCGAUGUCAGGGGUCAGAUGAUGAAAAUUUCUUUUCUCCGCCUGGUAGCCAGGUGAGAGUAAAAAAAAAACGUCAGCAUCUAUGAAGGACACGUGGGAUCAGCUAAGAUGAGACGCUUCGACGAUGUCCGUGGUACCCGUAAAAUCGGAGCGUCGCCUCCAUUUCGUGUUCUCACGACACGAGAUUCUUCCUAUCUCGGCACGUCGUCGUCGUCAUCGUCGAUCAUACCCCAACCAAGAUCGACAACGUCACCAAAAAUACAAUUACCACCAGCUCAACCUCCAACACCGCCACCACCAACCGCACCGGAUCCUUAUAAAUUGGUGCCAGCUGGUACGGCCCUUGGUAGGGCCCAUCGUCGUUCCAGUUUCGUGAUAAUCGCUGAAAGUAGACCAGCCACUCCAGAAUUAAGAAGUGUCUCGCCUACUCAACCACUAGGAAGGGUUUCGCCAUUUCGAGGUCGUGGUUUCAAGGGUCCACCACCUAGAUCAAGACCAGACUCACCGGAUGAUUAUCUUGAUCUAAGAAAGAGCCAUCAAAGAAACGUUCGAAAUGAUUCGAGAGUAUCCCAACAGAGCAGUCCGAGGAAGAGUUUGAUACCUCAACCGACCCGACGGCGAUCAGUUUCUCUUAGCAAAACAACAGAUGAUAGAAUAUCACCAAACAUUGGACGUCGUGAUGAUAAGAAAAAUUGGCUGAGCGUUCAUGGUAGUAUCGACAAUGUCAAUGACGGCCGUAGAAAUAAUCAUUUAAACGAUUCAUCAAAAUUGAGACGCGAUCGGGGAAUAAUUAGAACACCAUCGAAACUUUCACCGAUUCGUGGUACACCAACGAGAGUUGACAAAUCAAAUUUACGUACAGUAACAACGAGAGAUUCUAAAAAUGUUAAAAAUCUUCAACGGAAUACAACGACGACGGUUAAUUCCGUUUCACGUUUUAUAUCGCCACCGAAGAACAUUCAAAAAAGGGAAAGAUUUAUAACGACCGAUGAUAACGUGACGCCCAUCAAAACAUCAAGAAUACCAUUGAAAAACAAUGGAUCAAAAGGUUCGUCAAAUAUCAGCAUGUCCGAGAUAUCGAGAAACAAGGAAAUCAAUGAUAACGAGAAAAUCGAUCAAAUGAAAGAUACGAUUAACGUGAACAACAAUGAAUCAACGAGAAAUGAUAAUGUGAAGGAUCAAAUUGGUUUAACGGAUCUUUUGAAAAGGACAUCCGGUGUAACUGGUACGUCAAGUGUCGUUAAUACGACAACGACUACAGCUGUACAACCAUUACGUAUCGAUAAUUCAAGAAUUCCAAUAGAUACGACGAAAGUCGAAGGACAAUUCAUUGACAUAACAAGAAAAUCUGAAUCGUCAUAUUUAAAAAACGAUGAUACGAAUGGUAAUAAAUCGAGAUUGUUAAAUGGUCAAAAUCAUGAUGAUAAAAAUAAUAGCCGAAAAAAAAAUACACCAUCGACUUAUGGUACACCAACAAAAGCUAACAACGAACAACGUUAUUCGAUGACUAACAAGGAUGGUGCUAGUGAUUCAUCGGGUGGUAGUAAUUCGAACAAUCCCAUUAAAUCUCGUUUAAAUAGCGCACGAACUAAUAGAGUUUACAAUCGUACAACCAGCCGUGAACGUUUCGACGUUUCAAAGGAAAACGAUUCCGUUAAUUCAAAGACAAGUUCCAAUACGAGAAAUUCAAAGAAUUCAAAGUCGAACAAACGAUCGAAUUUCAUCGAUGAAAUAUCACCAGUUUCAAAUAAUUCCAUUUUAGAAAAUGAUAGGAAAGAAAUUGAGAUCGUCAAAAUAAUUACCGAUACUGAUAAAAACGUUAACGAUGGAAACUCAAUAAUUAGUAACGAAGUUAUCGUCAUUAAUACGAUCGAUGGUGGUACGAUUAAUAAUAAAACGAUGACAGAUGAUAACACGUCUUCGUCUAAAUCUAACAAGGUUAUUGGAAAUAGAGUAAUAACUGAGGCAACCGUUGAAACUGAAACAUUGAGGCAAAACGUUAUUGAUCAAGGAGAAAAUGUUUUCGUUUCGUCGAACGAAACGGAGAGAAUAUCUGGGACAAUGUCAUCAUUGAAAACAAACGUUAAAGGGAAUGAGAUAAUAACUAAUACGAUGACAACAACAACAACGACAACUACGACUGUUACGUCUAUGUCACGAACUAAUGGUAUUUCUGUUAAUUCCAUUGGUGAUUCCGGAACGAUCGGUAAUGUUCCUUUAAAAACUGUUCAUACACGUAAUAUUCAGAAUCAUGGGAAUGGAAAUACACCGAAAAGGCCAUUGACCCAGCUUUCUACUGGAUCUAAUGAUAGUGAACGAUCCACUGAUACUGGGGUCAGUGUUGAUACCGUCAAAGGAGUUUCCUCGCCAAGAGUGAAAAGCGGAAUGCAUGUGGUCAAACGACCGGAUGAGAUCGAGACAUUGAGCGGAAACGUGAUGAGACCAGAACAAAAUGGCGAUCCAACGGCGUUGCAGACAGCAGGUGAGCCCAACUCGGAGGAAGAUAGGCCAAGUGCCGACAAGCCCCUUAGUCGAUGGAAAAGGACCUUGGGCCGUUAUUACGAACGUUUUCCAACUAUGAGAUGUUUAGCAUGUCGACGUAAUUCUAAAAUCCUUUCGUGGUCCAGAAAGAGGGAAACAACUACUAUGGGAAAUGAACCAAUGGAAACGAGACAUGACAUUGCCGAUGAUAUACCAAUCGAUUGUUGGUCCAAAUUCAAGAAAAGAUGCAGAUGUCAACGUCCAAAGGGAAUUAGAUGCUGCGCAAGAAGGGACAGAGUCGCACCGGACGAGCCCAAUAUUUGUUUUCCACCGGAGAGAAGAUUAUCCGCCCUUUGCCAACGGCUUUUUGCCAGUUGCAAAUGUAAAUGUGCGGACGUACAACGCACAAGGGAUAUACGUGCCAAGCCCAGUCUGACUAGUGUCGCGCCCCCUCCACUUUCCGAGGAGCCAAAGGCUAAAAUACCUGACGUUUUGGUGGAGCACAACUCUUUGAUGCGAGGUGCCAUUCCUUGUAUGCCAGUUCCACUAGCUUGGUUUUGUCUCGUAUUUAACGUCUUGCUACCUGGUACAGGGACAGUUUGGAGCGGACUAUUCAAUCUUUGCACAGGACAGCCAAGAUUUUCGGCAGUGGCCGGUUUAAAGGCAAGAUUUGGUGCAUUUGUCGUUAAUCUUAUAGUAGGCGUCAGCCAAUUAUUCACAGUACUAUUUUGUCUCGUUGGAUGGGGUUGGAGCGUUUGGUGGGGUGUAACGAUGGUUCGUUUGGCAAGAAAGUACAAAAGAUAUAAAGCUUCGGAAGCUGCAAAUGGUGAUCCAGAGGCAAGAACAGGCGAAGGAUCUGGCAUACCACCUGGAUUACCUAGUCAAUCAUUGAGAGGAAUCGAAAGAGCACGUUGAAAUAUCGAUUUAAUUAUAUUUCCUUGGCUUCACAUCUUCCGAUCGAACGUGAACGUUCGUUCUUUGACGAUCGAAAAUGAUCGAUUAAAUGAUAGUUAUUCUUUUUA
Molecule: messenger RNA, 4175 nt
Organism: Vespa mandarinia (Asian giant hornet)
Lineage: Eukaryota; Metazoa; Arthropoda; Insecta; Hymenoptera; Vespidae
Gene: stum
Product: mechanosensory transduction mediator stumble
Biological process (GO): sensory perception of mechanical stimulus; taxis; proprioception
Cellular component (GO): sensory dendrite
Source: RefSeq, a predicted model, not a curated record